Messenger RNA from Hippoglossus stenolepis (Pacific halibut), 1464 nucleotides. It is a transcript of the gene as3mt, whose product is annotated as arsenite methyltransferase. The record is from RefSeq and is a predicted model, not a curated record. Bases 87 to 1223 code for a protein of 378 amino acids. Gene Ontology annotation, cellular component: cytosol. Gene Ontology annotation, molecular function: arsenite methyltransferase activity. The transcript is spliced from 11 exons. NCBI's taxonomy places the organism in Eukaryota, Metazoa, Chordata, Actinopteri, Pleuronectiformes, Pleuronectidae. Gene Ontology annotation, biological process: arsonoacetate metabolic process; toxin metabolic process.
CUGAGCAGGAAGUGAACUGUAAACAUGGGUUCACAGUAUAGACUGAAUAUAACUGCGCUGCUGCGGUGGACUUUACACUCGAGACAAUGGCUGAAGACAAGAGUACUUGUGGAAAAGGCUUCCAUGAAGGCGCCGUUCACGUGGACGUGAAGGAUUAUUAUGGAAACAAGCUGAAGCAAAGCUCUGACCUGAAGACCAACGCCUGUGUGGCUCCAGCCAAGCCCAUCCCUGCCUUCAUCCGCCAGGCGCUGAAGAAAGUGCACCCUGAAGUCACUGCCAGGUACUAUGGCUGUGGCCUGGUGGUGCCGGAGUGUCUGGAGGACUGUAUCGUCCUGGACCUGGGCAGUGGCAGCGGGAGGGACUGCUACAUGCUGAGCCAGCUGGUGGGCGAGAAGGGCCAUGUCACUGGCAUUGACAUGACUGAGGACCAGCUCAAAGUGGCCAGGACGUAUGUGGACUACCACAUGCAAGAGUUUGGAUACAAGAAGCCCAACAUCAGUUUUGUCAUGGGCUACAUCGAGGCCCUAACAGAGGCGGGUCUAGAGAAGAACUCAUUUGAUAUCAUCAUUUCCAACUGUGUGGUGAAUCUGUCUCCAGACAAGAGGCAAGUCCUGGCUGAAGCCUACAGCAUCCUAAAGGACGGUGGUGAGCUGUAUUUCAGUGACAUCUACAGCAGUGACAGACUGACAGAGGAAAUAAAGAAUCAUAAAGUGCUAUGGGGUGAAUGCCUUGGCGGAGCGCUCUGGUGGAAGGACCUGCUUAGAUUGGCUGAAGAAGUUGGCUUCAGCCCCCCGCGGCUGGUCACAGCCAGUGUCAUCACCGUCGACAACAAAGAUCUAGAGGACAUCCUGGGUAACUUCAAGUUUGUCUCUGCCACAUACCGACUGUUUAAGGUCCCUAAAGGCAACACCAAGCCCAGUCAGGUCAUAUAUAACGGCGGCAUUACUGGAGUAGAGGACAGCUUCCAGUUUGACAGUCAGUACACAUUCAAGGUCGAUGGAGUAGUGGAUGUGGACGGAGAGGUGGCCAGUAUCCUGAAACAUUCCAGAUUUGCAGGGGAUUUCACUAUCCAGCCGUCUGGAGGCCCUGGCGGGUCAUGUGGAGUCAAACCUACGGCAAAAGUGGAGGAUCCUUUCCAGUUGGUUCUUCAGCUGGAGAAACAAGGACCAGGUUCAACCACAGGGGGGUGCUGCAGCACAAAGUCUGCGACCUGCUGCAAAUGAUGAUGGGAAGAGCUCAGCAAAAUGCAGGCCCAGCAUCACACUGUGUGCAUUACAGCUGUGACUGUACUAAAUUCCUUUUUCAUAAUACAUAGUGAAAUAUGUGUAAUUAACUUUGUAAUUAAUUCUACUGAUCUUAUGCUUACUUACUUACUUACAUAUAAACAUAUUCAGAUAAUGUAUAAUUCAAGUUUUAAUCUAAGAAUAAUGUGAUGUGAAUAAAACGACUAUGGCCGUGACAAUA